This is a messenger RNA of Branchiostoma floridae (Florida lancelet), 3308 nucleotides long. RefSeq names its product zinc finger protein 99-like. Gene Ontology annotation, biological process: regulation of transcription by RNA polymerase II. NCBI's taxonomy places the organism in Eukaryota, Metazoa, Chordata, Leptocardii, Amphioxiformes, Branchiostomatidae. Gene Ontology annotation, cellular component: nucleus. The coding region runs from base 193 to 2859 and encodes 888 amino acids. The record is from RefSeq and is a predicted model, not a curated record. Gene Ontology annotation, molecular function: DNA-binding transcription factor activity, RNA polymerase II-specific; RNA polymerase II transcription regulatory region sequence-specific DNA binding. The transcript has 15 exons.
UUUAUUUCAUUUUGAUUCUAUUUUGUAAGGAACAUAAUAAAAAAGAGCUAAUAAGAAAGAUAGAAGAAAGAAGAAGGGAAUUUAAACACCCCCCUGGUUUGAAUAGUGGUCUCACGCUACCAAACCGCAAAAUGCGGCAAAAUGUUGAUAUCUGCAUCAUCGCUCAAUGAAUUCACAAAAUAAGUAUAAAGAAUGGUGGACCACAAUGCUGUCAAUGUGCACGUGGGCAGCUCAAAGUCGAGGCAGCCCUUCCGUGUCCACACUCCACUGGAAGCACCAGACUUCAGCGGCUACAUAGAGACCGUCUACAGGUGCAAGGUGUGCCAGUUUCUUGGCGACACCACCGAGGCGGUGACAGAACACCUGAAGUCUACACACUUCUCCCAACUGCAAGGCCUGGACCAUUCCUAUGCUGGGGGGUGGCAGCCAAAGACGCCAGAGAAAAGAUGCCAGACAGGAAAGGAUUCUGAUGAUGAUUCUGAGCCAUCUGAUGAUCCUUGUGAUGAGGACUAUAUUCCACAGGAUGUUGCAGCUAGUGAUGAUGAUGAUUCAUCCUCUGAAGUCCAGGAAAGUGCCGAUGACGUCUCUUUAGAAAUACAGAAGAAAAAGAAAAACUACAGGUGCAGCACGGCCGGGUGCAGGUUGCGGUUUCCCACCCAGGAGCAGAAGGACCUACAUGAGCAGUGCCACGAGCAGGAGGGAGGGGCAUCAGAGGCGUCUUUCAGGUGCCCCACCUGCCAGGUGGAGAAAAGCACCUGGGAAGACAUGAUGAUACACCAGGGCUCCCACACCCGUUUGUUCCAACUGUUCUGCGUGGUCUGCAAAUGUGGCUUCUCUAGGACUGAGGACCUGGACUCACACCUGGCUGCUGAGCAUGGCAUCAAUAAACCUGAUUGGCCUCUGCACUACAAGCAGGUAUAUGUAUGGAAAUGUCAUCUUCUGCAACAGAAAUUUGGCUGCCCCAGAAAGGACUGCAAGUCUUACCUCUUCAGCCAGGAGGAACUGGACAUCCAUAAGAAAUGCCAUGUCGAUAAAAAGCCUCACUUCCUGUGCUACAUUUGUGAGCAAGUGGCUACCAUCUGGCCCUCUAUGAAGGCACACUUCCUUCAGUGUCACAAGGAAUUGUUAAAGGUCAAAGGAGCUGAAAAGGAGAACAGUGGAACGGAUGACGAACCCGUCGCCAAACCUUUGUCCGUUUCCAAGGAAGAAAGAGAGGUAACCAAUGGAAACCAAGAAAACGGACAGAGCAGGAGUCGCCGAGUCGCCAGACAGCAGCUAUCUUGGUUCACCUGCGUAUGGGAAGGCUGUAAGGUCAAGUACAGGACGGAGGAGCAACUGAAGCUUCACAAACGCUGCCACAUUGCUGAAGGGGACAGCACGGUUUUCCAGUGUCCCUUCUGCCAGACAGGACCAACAGAUUGGGAAGCGAUGCAGGACCACAUGGCCAAACAUACGGACCUCCUGUACAUAACGUGCGAGGGAUGUAACCGGAGGUUCCCUUCGAUGGGACAGCUGGACGAUCACUUCAACAAGCAGCACAUGACAAUAAAGUCCACCAUGACCUUGGCACAGAAACAGAAGAUAGCGCGACGAGACGUCCAGAGAAGAAAGAGGAAGUACAAAUGUGAGAGCCAGUUCUGUAAGAAGGUCUGCUUCUUCAAAGAGGAGGAGCUCCAUAUCCACGAGCAGUGUCACAUAGAGAACUCUCCAGACUUCAGGUGCUACGUCCCAGACUGUACACAGGCUCAGGAGAUAUUCAACAACUGGUAUAAGCUAAAGAGUCACCUAAAAUCUGCACAUAAGGUUCACAUCGCAGCCAGAGAUAGGCCUAAUAAAAACAAGAAAGCACAGAAUUCGAAGUGUGAAAACAGGCCCGCCAUGUGUGAUGUUUGUGGGAAAGUUGUCCAUGGAAGACGUAAUCUGAGGAGACACAUGUGGAUACACAAGGAGCCCCUGAGGUGCCCUCAGUGCCCCAAGUUUUCAACAACACGUCCGAACACCUUCAGAGCACACAUGGAGAGGCACAGGGGGGAGGGCAAGUACCCCUGCAAGCAGUGCGGAUGGUUCGCUCCCGUACUGGCCGAACUAAAGACGCACAUGCUGUGCGUACACUCUGAAGCCAAGCCCUUCAUGUGUGACCUCUGUGGAAAGUUUUUCAAGUUGAUAGGAAAUCUGAAGAACCAUGUCCGGACGAUUCACUCGGAUGCCCGGCCCUUUGCCUGUGAUAAGUGUAACUACACCUCCAAGACCAAGGAAGGCCUGUGUAGACACAACAACAAUGUGCACUCGGACAGGAAGCUGACAUGUCCUCACUGUGGCUUCUAUACUUUCCAAAAAUCUACUCUAGAGAAACAUAUGGACUUGCACAGCGAUGACCGCCAACACAAGUGUCCCCACUGUACCUAUGGCUUCAAGGAGAGCAAUGCCCUCAAGAGACAUAUAGAGGAAGUGCACGCAGAGAAGCCCCUUCACCACUGCAGCAUGUGUAGCUACAGCUGUAACAACCGUAUCCGACUGGAGGAGCAUGAAAUGGCUCAUCUGGACACGGCAAGGUACAACUGUGACAUCUGUGGCUUCAAGACCAAGUGGAGGGCAUCCUUAUUCCGACAUUAUAAGGUGGUACACAACAUUCAGAAACCUAUGGUGAAGCUGGCCAAGAUGACCCCAGCCUCGCAUUCAGACAUCAUCCCAUCCUCGGGGCCUGUACAGAUAGGAGCGACUUCUGAAGCGACCGUCACCGUCCCUGUGACGUCCACUGGAGAGGUGGAUGGCGCAACGGCAAUCCUGAUGGGACUUGCUUAUGGAGCUGGGAGCGCCAAUAACAUGGAGGAAUAUGUGAAGACUGUUGGCUGGAGUUAAUGAUCCUUCUGAUUAUUUGUAUAGUUAUUUCUAUAGAAAGUUGUUCACAUGUCAGUUGUUCACAUCACAUCAUCAUUCAGUGAAUGGUGGUUAAUUAAGGAAUGUAUUAGUUUAUGUUAACUAUUACACAAAACCAGUUCAAGUGUUUGUUAUUCUUAAGUCAAGACAUUUACAGGUCUCUUAGAAUAGAUUUUGUUUCUUAUUGUUGGGUAGCAUAAGAAAUAUGGAAGAAUCUGAAUAUUGCAAAAUGAUUUUCUUCUCAGAGGUUAUCAGUUUGUAAGUGGUAUAUUUCGUAGAAUACAAUAGUUUAUUCAUUGCACUUUCUCACACAUACUGAUGUGAGCAUGCUCAGCAGAAACUGACUGAUGUACAAGUCAGACCUGUUAUGGCAAUUGAGGAAAACCAAUGUUGUUUAUUAGAACAUUUGCAUUAAAAAGAAAAAGUGUUUA